Messenger RNA from Kwoniella botswanensis, 1815 nucleotides. RefSeq lists its product as uncharacterized. The record is from RefSeq and is a predicted model, not a curated record. The coding region runs from base 1 to 1815 and encodes 604 amino acids. Lineage: Eukaryota; Fungi; Basidiomycota; Tremellomycetes; Tremellales; Cryptococcaceae. The transcript has 3 exons.
AUGCACUCGUCACACAAUAUAUUGCCUCGAUUAGAUCACUGGCGGAGAGAUGGCUGUGUGUCGUGCGACGAGGCUACACCGCAAUGUAAUUGUGCUUCUGGGGAGAAAUGCAUAUUGACUUCUAGAACUUGUAACCAAUGCCCUACAAUCAAUUGUAUCAAAUCAUCAAGCUCCAAAUCCAAAGGUGUAAAUCCAGGUGCUAUAGCUGGUCCUGUAGUAGCUGUUUUGGUGAUAGCUAGUUUGGCUCUGUUCUGGUGGUUGAGACGUAAGAAGCGACGCGAUCUCGCCAGACUCGAAGGAUUAGCAGCUCGAGCUAGAAAAGCUGAAUCAGCAGGAUUCCAAUUAUCUCAACCACCAUCCCCUCAACCUGGCUCGGCUCACUCUCGAAGCUCUUUACCUCAACGACCACCCUCUGCCGCUCGGCCUCGAUCACCACUACCUCCCGCACCAGUCAAUGCAGAGUAUUAUGACGAUCACGGUGCGACGAUCAGAGUAUAUGACGGAUCAAGAGGAACAAUCCACGUUGAAAAGAACGAUAAUGGAGAUCCGUUCUCCGAUAGACAGAGUAUUUCAACGAUGGGAAGUGGCGGUACAGCCAAUAUCAUCCCUAUCCAAUAUAUCCCACCAUCCAAAUCUGACGAAGCGCUAUCAAAGAAAUCAUUGCCUGAUGGGCCAUCUAGCCAGAGUGCAGCUGCCAAAGCGCUCGAUGCAGCUCGACAAAACUUGUUCCAUCCUCGACGACCUGCUAGAGCACCUGAUCUCGACUUGCGCCUGAACCCGCCGUCGACGAAAGACAAUCUAGGUCCACCCACGGCAUACUCGUUCCUUACCGAUCAACGAUCGCCCAGCGGAUCCGGCUCAACAAGUCAAUAUAGAGAUUCCUAUCUUUCCGGAAAUUCGGCUGCACCUUCGUACUGGUCUGGUCAAUCCGAUGUGCAUCUCGAUGCACCCAAGAUAGUCACCUCAAAACAGGUUCAGAUCGGUCGAUUACAACAAGCCGAAGUCGUUCAAUUCGGUAAUGGUAAUAAACCACAGUUCAUCGAAAGGCUCAGUCCAACAGGCAAUGGUAAUGGACAAUUGUCACCUGUAAGAGAUGAAAAUGUCCUCCAGCAGCAACAAGAACAAGCAAUUUCACCAACGGUAGGAUCGUUCAGAUCUUCCGAAGCGACUACUAGAACAUUGACGCCGAUAAGUAACAGGUACAAUGAGGAAGAUCUAGAGGAAGGUCUGAGAUCUGCUGAACCUUCUUCAGCUGGUUCUCAAGACUUACGAUUCUCGAUGGGAAGUUUAGCAUAUGACAGAACAUCGGUCUCUACCAUGGGUACAGGUAGAUAUUUGGCUUCUGCCAUUUCGACUGGACACCCAACUUCCAGUCCAGGUAUGACUCAAUUACCUCUUCCGCCACCUACCGGGUAUAGGAAUUCGAGUGGAUCAUCUAAAUCAUUCGCUGAUUCUGUCUUGGGAUCAUUCCCCAUGAUCCCACCGAAUUCAUCAUCUGCUAUACCCUCCAACCACUCUGGAUUACCUCAGUCUACUUCGACUAAUACUCUUGAGCAUGUCGCUCUAUCGCGUCCAGUUACUCAGGCCUCGUUUGGGAAGAAAAGACCUGAAACUCAGGCUUCGGUAGCGGACUCUUUCCUAGGUUCAUUCCCAUUCGUACCUCCCAAUACUGAAGAUCUAGCGGAUUUACCUACUGCCAAUGUUCCCACCAACGCGAGUGGAAGAGGGGUAAGUACAACCAGUGAAGGAUUGGGUGGAUUUGAAUUUAGGUUGGAUGAGGAUGUUCCUCCUGUACCUACCCAAAGGAAGGGAUGA